AUGGAUUACUUCAGACUUCCUUCGUUCAUGAAGAAGAUAUCUAUAGAGCACUGCUUGACUGAGUUGCGCAUUCCACCCGAAUUUGUGGCUCUUCAUGCGGCGCAACUACCUUUCGACUGCCGUCUCGUCAUGCCUAGUGGACAGAGCUGGCAGGUGAGGCUGUUAAACAUUGCGAGUGGUUGCCAUUUUCACACUGGCUGGUCGGAGUUUCGUCUCGCUAACAACAUUAUUCACGAUGAUGUGCUUACAUUCACUAUGGUCGACGCGGGCAUAUUUCAUGUAAAGCGGUAUAACCCCAGGACGGGAUGUCCUCGAUUGAGUGAUUUACAAGAAGAAGACGAAUACGGCGGCUCCGACCACAGUGAUGCCCCGGACGUCAAUACGUCGGACGACUAUGUGCCAUCAGACACGGAGGGGGGCGACUCAUCGGAAGAGGACGAUUAUGCGCCGGAUCCCGGGGUUUUGGAUGAUGGUUGCCCAACCUUUACUGUAACCAUGGACAGGUCGAACAUCUCUCGAUCUUUGGAGAUUCCGAUGGCCUUUUGGCGCCGCCACAUUCGAAUGAAUUCUCUGCAAUACCCGGUUUACUUCAACGUGAACGGAGAUUCUUGGUUCAUCGUUCUCGACCACAGUGACACAAACAUUUGGGUGAAACGCGGUUGGAGACGAUUCAAAGAGGCUAACAACAUCGUGGUUGGUACUCGCUGCCACUUCAAACUCAUUGAUCGGAAUGAGGUCCAGUUUUAUGUGUGGUUUGAUCGGGAAUAA
Molecule: messenger RNA, 768 nt
Organism: Salvia splendens (bonfire salvia)
Lineage: Eukaryota; Viridiplantae; Streptophyta; Magnoliopsida; Lamiales; Lamiaceae
Product: B3 domain-containing protein REM1
Exons: 3
Coding region: 1-768 (255 amino acids)
Molecular function (GO): DNA binding
Source: RefSeq, a predicted model, not a curated record